GCCGGAGACAGAGAAGCUGCCGAGGGAGAUACGAGAAACCGGGAGGAGAAAAGAAGACGGUGUCGGCAGUAGAAAAGAUAAAUCUACCAUAAUGGCCGCUAAAUCGGAUGGGGUGCUGAAAAUUAAGAAGAGCGAUGUAGCGUUCACGCCUUUGCAAAAUUCGGAUCAUUCGGGCUCAGUGCAAGGACUCGUUCCAGGAUCCCAGCCGGAAUCAGGGACCGGAGAUACGGACUUUGUGAACGGGGAAUCGCGGUGUUGUGGUCCCAAUUCGACGUGUCUUCGACUAGGAAGGGAACAGCAAAAAUAUACGGUGUGGGACUGCCUAUGGAUUCUCGCCGCAGUGACAGUCUAUUUCGCCGAUGUGGGUACCGACAUUUGGCUCUCGGUCGACUAUUACCUGCGCCGCGACUAUUGGUGGUUCGGUUUGACGCUUUUUUUUGCGGUGCUCGGCUCGUUCUCCGUCCAGGCAUUCAGUUUCAGAUGGUUCGUUCACGAUUUCAGUACCGAGGACAGCGCCGGUGCGGCAAACUGCUCCCACAUGGACGGAAAGCUGCUCAGCGGUUCUGCCUCACAAGGCGAUGUGGGCGCCCACCCGUCCACACCUCAGAGACAAGCGUCCACAGCCAGCAAGAACACCACAACCAACAGCAACAGUAGUACGACCACCCGGACUAAUAAAAAGAGGUCGUCGUCUUGCUCCAUCUUCAUUUGGGUCGUGCAAUCCCUCAUCCACAUCUUGCAACUCGGCCAGAUAUGGAGGUAUUUCCACACCAUCUACCUGGGGAUCCGCAGUCGCCAGAGUGCAGAGAACGAGCGUUGGAGGUUCUACUGGCGGAUGGUGUACGAGUUCUCAGACGUCAGCAUGCUGCACCUGCUGGCCACCUUCCUGGAGAGCGCCCCUCAGCUGGUCCUGCAGCUGUGCAUCAUCAUCCAGACACACAAGCUGCAGGCCGUGCAAGGCAUGACGACGGCGGCCUCGCUGGUGUCCCUGGCUUGGGCCCUGGCGUCCUACCAGAAGGCUCUGAGAGACUCGCGCGACGACAAGAAGCCCAUCAGCUACUUGGCGGUGAUCAUCCAGUUCUGCUGGCACUUCUUCACCAUCGCGGCGCGCGUCAUCACCUUCGCCCUCUUCGCCUCCGUGUUCCAGCUGUACUUUGGCAUCUUCAUCGUGCUGCACUGGUGCGUCAUGACCUUCUGGAUCGUCCACUGCGAGACCGACUUCUGCAUCACCAAGUGGGAGGAGAUCGUGUUCGACAUGGUGGUGGGCAUCAUCUACAUCUUCAGCUGGUUCAACGUGAAGGAGGGCCAUACUCGCUGCCGCCUCCUCAUCUACUACCUGGUGAUCCUGGGGGAGAACGCCGCCCUGGGCGCCCUCUGGUACUUGUACCGCUCCCCGCCCGCCACCGACGCCUUCGCCGUCCCCGCCCUCUGCGUCAUCUUCAGCAGCUUCCUGACGGGCGUGGUCUUCAUGCUCAUGUACUACGCCUUCUUCCACCCCAACGGCCCCCGCUUCGGCCGCUCCCCCAGCUGCCCCGCCCUCGACGACCCCACCGCCGCCUUCGCCACCCUGCCCUCCGAGGGCGCCACCAACUCGCUGCGCUCCAACCGCGGCGGGGGCGGCGGCGGCAGCGGCGCCCACACGCUCGACCGGGACGGGAAAUACUCGGAGCGCGACGGCUGCAUGCCCGUGUUCCAGGUGCGCCCCACCGCCCCGUCCACGCCGUCGUCCCGCGCGCUGCGCCUGGAGGAAACGGUCAUCAAAAUAGACCUGUGUCGGAACAGAUACCCAGCCUGGGAGCGCCACGUGUUGGACAGGAACAUACGCAAGGCCAUCCUGGCCAUGGACUGCUCCCCGGCGCCCCCUAGGCUGCAGUACAAGGAUGACAUGCUGGUGCAGGAGAGGUUGGAGUACGAGACCACGUUAUAGCCCAAGCCCAUGCCACUGGCUCUCCAACAUGAAAGCCUGACUCCUCCUCAGCUUGGAUAUACCGUACAGCAGGACUGUGGCAAUAAGUUAACAUGAGCUCUCUCUCUCUCUACAAAUACACAAACACACAUAACAGUACACGAUAGCGUUGAGCCGUGACGUUGAUUGUCAUGGAUGAGAAUAGGCACAACUUCUUAGUUGACUGGAGGGGGCGUUUUGUUUUGUGUGUGUGUGGUUUUUAAAUCAGACUUCUCUUUUUGGGUUGACUUGGUUAUUGUUGUUGUUGUUUUUACUUCCGUAUGUCUGUCAGGGAACAUUGUAUCCGAUCAAAUGUUUUCAUAGGAAGCUUGAUGAGUCAAAAACUGUCCACUCCUAGUGUUGUCCCCCUCACUGAAAACCAGCCUGCCGGUGACCCAGCCUGAACUGUGCCACCCUGACGGAAGAGAGGGGAGACGAAACAAGUGCUCCUCACGUCACCAAAGUACUUGCCGAUAAUCCAAUUAUAAACACAGAAUUCCUAUAGCGCGUUGUGAAGCCUGCAAGCACUACAGUAGACACUCCUUUCUCUCAUAUACGAGUCGGUGGGACUCUUCAUUCAACGAGAAGAUGAUCGGGACAACUUGAUAUGUACAAGCCCGGUUGAGUAUAGCCCUGUGUAUCCAACGUGGUGGUCCCUUUGCGUUCUGAUGUCAUCAGUCGUGUUCUCCUAGUGCCAAAAGCUCCGUCGCCCAAUUCAUCUGGAUGCUGUGGAACAAUGUGGAACACUGUAGAACACAAUGGAACGUGGGUUCUAGCCAGUGACAGUUUUCCACACACACACACGCAAAGAUGAACAGAAAAUAAUGACUGUUUGACUGUUUACUUGAAUUUACAGUCAACAAGCGGUUUGUAUACGGUCAUAGCUACUUAUACCUGGAAUGUUCUGGAAUGGGGGGACUGAGGGACAUACAAACUCCUCAGCGUUAUCUCCUACUGGGAAUAAAAACAGGUGUCACAGGCCAAGAAAACCUUCCUGGCAGCUCAACAAUAACAGACCAGCCUCACACAGCAAGGAGAGGAGAGAAAAGGAGAGGGGAGAAGUACAGGAGAGGAUGGGGGGAGAGAAGGAGAGGAUGGGGGGAGAGAGGAAAGGAGAAGAGAGGAGAGAAGGAGAGGAUGGGGGGAGAGAGGAAAUGAGAGGAGAGGAGAGAUGAGGAAACAAAAGAAGAGAAAAGGAGGAGAGAAGGAGAGGUAAGAGAUAAAAAAAGAAAGUAGUAGGAUGCUAGAGGAGGAACAGAGGGGACAAACAACCUCAGCCAAACCAACUACUCUCACAAGCACCAGGUUGUACAGCAAAGCCCUGUGUACAGGACACUCACAUUAAAGAUGCAGCAUUCUUUUUAAACAUCGUAAAAAAAUAUUGAAAUCAUCAAUGUGUGUGUGCCUGUGUUUGUGCUUGAGUAUGUACAUUUGUGUGCGUGUGUGUGUGUGCGCGUGUGUGUGAGACAGAAAUAAAGUGAGCUAGGUACAGGAUGGGAUUUGUACUGUAGAUGUGUAUAGAGGAGGUUGUUUUGUCUGCAGCUCUAGGAUAGUGUCGAGUGGUAGAGAUGUGUACUUGCAGUACAGGAACAUUGUUUAAACUGCUGCUGUGGCCCACUGAUCACACAACUCUAGUUACACCACACAGAAGAGUAUGUACUGCACAAACUGCUGGCACUACUGGCUCGGUCAACACUAAACAAUUUAUUAGUCAGUGUUGUCAAGAGAUUCCUGUAAACUGGUGACAAACUGACACCUCACCUAGCAAUCCAACUGUGGACGUCUAAAAAAGAAACGUUGUAACUUCAAAUCUUGAAAAGAAAGACUGUCUUUACAAAAGGAGAGUGUGUAUCUGUUUUACAUUUAGGCCUUUUUUUUUAGGUCACAAAUGCUUUUCUUCAGGACUUUGUUUGAAAUGUCGAGAGCAGAUGACGAGAAAACAGAGACAAGCACAACAUUGUCUGUAGAAUAACUUGCAAAGCACCGCGGGAAUCUUGUGAUAAACGAAAUUUGACGAAAAGACGUCAAAGAAUUAAAAAAAAGAGUCCAGUUAGAUGUGCCUGUUAUCUUGAGCUAGGUUACAAUAUUUCAAUUGUUUUGAUUUUUUUCAAUUUGUAUUAUUAUUUUGUUUUCUACAAUGAUCUUUAAGUGUCUUUCUAUUUACAUGUAUUCUAACAGCUGGUUUGGAGAACGGGUAGGUUGUGGUUAGAUGGGUAGACGUCGUUUGUUUUGCUGCCCUACAUCAUUUGCCUUGUUGCCGCACUAUCACGCAACCGUCUUUGAACUUGCCUGUCUGUUACCUUUCGUCUUUUACUCAACACCUUUAAAUAUUAAGUGUGAGCGUCGACGCUCCCUCAGUUUCCAGUGACGUAAACCGUUUUUUUUUUACCAUCACCAUGUCCUGUUGCGUGCAUGUCAGAGCACUUUUAGAAUGUCUUCUACCACGACUUAAACGCCCUUGCACACUGAGUGCAACAUUUUCGUAUGCGGUUUUUUCGCAGCCUCUAAAUUCGGUGGCUAUGAAUUGUCAAAAAAAAACUCUAAAUUGCUGCCUUUAGAUGCAAAAAACACAGAAAAUCGAACCCGAUCCAAACUUUUUUUGACGGAUGAAAGUUUUGGAGGCAGUGUGUAAGCGCGAUUGACAUAGCCUAACGUGGGGUCGUAUUUUUUUUGUGUGUGCAAAGGCCUUCAGUAUGCAAAGGCCUUAGGCUACCACGAUUUCUCUGUUUUCGUUUUUUUUAAGAUCUAGUUGUAUUACUUUGCACUGAAGAUUGGAAGGACAUUCGGUCGUUAAACCAGAGAAACCAAAAUAUCAGCAUGGAAGAAAAAGGAAGCACAUACUUAAAAAGAUGGCACAAUUGGAUGGUCCAAGACCAGGAUUCUGUGAAAGAUUAGAAAGUUUAACAAAGUGUUAUCUAAUCACUGCUUAAAGUUGCUUGUGAGAGAUGCAUUAAACCAUAGAUAGCUACUUCUAACAUAAUAGCACACGACUUCAGACCUUUAUCUACGCUUUAUUUCAGAGCACAUUGUGUCAGUGGUGUGAUCCACAAUUUAGCGAAGCCCUCUCAGAAAAACAAAUCUUUAGUCUCAUUAUGUUCUUUGAUGAUCAGCUUACUUAAAUGGGUUUACAGCCGCCAUCGGCCCUCUGAACCAUAACGGCUAGCCUGGCCGCCGUCCAACGCCUUAUAAAUGAAACAUUAGCGAUAAUUCUCUCAAUGUCACCCUCACACUCCACGGUAUUGUUGUCUCAAUAUGCUCUGUGUUAACACGAGGCCACGGUCAUUGUUUUUUUUUCUUUAUCUUGUGUUAGCCUGCCUUGCAACUGAUUAUUUUCAUUUGGUGCAAAGCUUUCCAUCUACUGUUUAUUCAGUCUGACUACAAAUCUAGAAACCUAAUUCCCGUUGUCACUGAAAAGACUGUCAGAUUCACUGUCUGACACCCAUGAAAUGUCCAAAUUGUUGAUAUGUCUAUCUUUGAAGAAUAGCGGUUGAAAUAGAAUAGGUGUCGAUCCUUGCACUGCUGUUAUUGUUUGUAGGGGGGGGGGGUCAUCAAAGUCAUCAGAGGACUUAACAGAUAGACACGGUCACAACCAGGAGAGAAACUCUUUUCAAACACGUGUAUACUCAUCCAGGGUUCCCAUCAACCCUCUCUUCUCUCACAUAUAUUGUACAUAUACCUACCUCAACUCGGUAUCUGGUCAGAACACCCUUCACCCACAGCGCAGUAGGCUACUGUCCAUGACCAGGAAACUAGCUAAAAUAUCUCUUUACGGUAAUGACAUUGAAACGUCUGUGAGAAGCUGAGAAACUCUCAGAGUUCGAUUGGUGGAGGGUGUACUGGUCAACACAGGAAGUGCAUAACUAAGCAGGCUUAAAAGACAGGAAAAUGUACUUCUCAACAAACCCACAUCAUGGUUCUGACGAUUUAAGCUGCUUAUGUAUCUGUUUUGUUUGCCUUAAGAUAUGAUCAUUCAGUGCUUUUGUCUUUUCUUUCAGUCUCAUGAGGGCAUGGUUGUAGUGCAUUGUGCCCCCUGAAGGUGUGGUCUGUGUGGUUUGGAAGGGUUAGGGUUCGCUUGUUCAUCCGUUAAUGGGACCAUGCUCUUCUGUGGUUACUGUGCUUGUACUAGGAGUAGCUCAUUCACUGCUACAUCCAACCACCCCUUCUCUCUCCUUCCCAAUUUAUUUUACCAUCUCGGUCUCUUGGUCCCCUCUUUAUCGCUCUCCCCCUCUCUCUUUAUCCCUCCCCUUCCCCUCUCUGUCUCUUU
Molecule: messenger RNA, 6209 nt
Organism: Hypomesus transpacificus
Lineage: Eukaryota; Metazoa; Chordata; Actinopteri; Osmeriformes; Osmeridae
Gene: xkr4
Product: XK related 4
Exons: 3
Coding region: 92-1927 (611 amino acids)
Biological process (GO): apoptotic process involved in development; engulfment of apoptotic cell; phosphatidylserine exposure on apoptotic cell surface
Cellular component (GO): plasma membrane
Source: RefSeq, a predicted model, not a curated record